Molecule: messenger RNA, 741 nt
Organism: Aureobasidium subglaciale EXF-2481
Lineage: Eukaryota; Fungi; Ascomycota; Dothideomycetes; Dothideales; Saccotheciaceae
Exons: 3
Coding region: 153-542 (129 amino acids)
Source: RefSeq, a predicted model, not a curated record
GCAGAUGUUGUCAUAAUUGAAAUUUCUCUGUACAACGAUCACCUCUUGACUCGUUAGCCUCAGGCAACAGGAUAAGAGUAGUCGGAUACAAGACGCCAGAUACGUCUUUCAUAUCAAUCUCGACAUUAUUGAGAAUCCAUCAAACAAACAUCAUGAAGAACGUUGCAAUGCACGCCGGCCUUCUGGCCACCACCUUUGCUACUCUCGGUCAUGCAUUGGUCAACCUUACUACCGUCCCUGCUAUCGAAAUAGCUCAUAUCGGGGACAAGAUCCUUCUCGAAUGGACCACCGAUGUUCCCUACGAGCUCGAACUUGUCUUUGCCAAAAGGGAAACUUGGGGUUGGGCGACCAUGAAACAAUUCUUCGACGGCCGCUUCGCCGAGGCUGGAGAUGGUAAUAUUACCGUUGCUAUCCCCAAGGUUGAGAUUGAUCGUGAGUAUGCGUUUUGGCUUUCUGGUAGUAGUCUUGAUGGUAACGGUGGAUAUGCCAAUCUUACCGAAUGGUUCGUUGUCGAGAGCAAGGGUGAGGAGGAACUCAAGUAGAGAGGUUCAACUGUUAGGAGUGUGUCAAGGUGGUGGGGAUUUACUAGCAAAAUGAUGGUGGAGAAUAUGGCAGUCUUGGACCCUUGAAAUGACGUUUGGAUGUGGAGGAAACACCCCAUCAUCGCGCUUGGUACUCGAGCACUCGACUGUCCACCACUUCUGACCAAAAUACAACAAUGACCACUUCAUCAACACCACC